Messenger RNA from Sipha flava (yellow sugarcane aphid), 1223 nucleotides. RefSeq lists its product as uncharacterized. The transcript is spliced from 2 exons. The coding region runs from base 506 to 904 and encodes 132 amino acids. Lineage: Eukaryota; Metazoa; Arthropoda; Insecta; Hemiptera; Aphididae. The record is from RefSeq and is a predicted model, not a curated record.
UCAUAUAAUCAUACGAAAAACACAAAAAUCAAAAACACUAUUUUUUUCAUAUAUUAAUACAUUUUAAUGAAAAAUCUUUAUCGUUAUUGUCUAGUAAUUAUUCUGCAUAGUAAUUAUAUUGUGAAUUAUAUAUAAGUAAACUGUAGUUAUAUUUUAUUUUACGUAUUCUCGUAUUUUUGAAUUCCUUUCCUUAGUUAAUACUCAGUAUCCUUUUUCACUUACCUGAUUUAAUAAUAAUAAAUAUUACAUAUAGAAUAGUAGUCCGUAUAAGUAGCUAAGUUUAAUGAUCACAAAACAAAGUUCACAGCCUUCUGUACCGCACAAUCAGCUAAAUUGUCUCAGAUUUUUUAAAAUGGUGAGAAUACUUCAAAUAAAUGUAUGUACAUUAUUUCAUUCCGUCUUAAUAUGAUCAUUUUUAAAUUACAAAUACAAGUAAUUUACCGAAUAAAAUGUAACGACGGUAGUGCUUAAUUUUUUUCCGAUUUUACAGCAGCAACAUAAACCAAUGAGAUGUAAAAAGUGUGGCUUGCUAAAAACUAUCAAGGAUGCUUUAAUGAUGAAACUCGAGGCUUUUGUCAAAUCGUCAGCUCCCUCGUCGUUCCCAUCGUCGUCCUCAUCAUCGUCCCCAUCGUCGUCCGCUCAAGCGUCCGCGCUAGAUGUUCCUAUUCAAAAAGCGCCGGCCACGCCUUUAGUACAGACGUUGCCACGACAGGGGCCUUUGCAAGUUAUCACCGCGUCACCGUGGACGGAUUUAACGGAACCACAGCCGCUGUCAUUGUCUUCAUGGUCCACGUCGUCUGUGUGGUCGUCAUCACCUUGGUGGUCGACGCCAACAUCUACUUGGUGGUCGACACCGGUGUCGCAGUCCUGGUGGUCAUCACCGAUAUCCACGUCGUGGUGGUGAUGCUGAUACGUAGACGGCGUGCCCGUGGACAACCAUAUAGUGAUAACCAUAGAGUAUGGUCACCGUGAAUAGUUAACUCGCGAAACGAUCGUAUAAUAGUUAUUACCACUACAAUUAUAUUAUAUUCUUUCUAACUAUGUAAUAUUACAUCGACAUUUAAUGUAAAAAUACUGUAACAAUUUCAGUUUUACGAAAGCCAUAUUUUAAGGUUCAUCGACUUUUUCACGAUGUUUAUCGAUUUUUUUUUUUUUACUUUUGCCGUUAAAAAACAUUACGUUCUUAUGCACUUUUCCGAUGUAUACUAAUGUACCUAUUUACU